Molecule: messenger RNA, 1137 nt
Organism: Naegleria gruberi
Lineage: Eukaryota; Heterolobosea; Eutetramitea; Acrasida; Naegleriidae
Exons: 1
Coding region: 1-1137 (378 amino acids)
Molecular function (GO): hydrolase activity
Source: RefSeq, a predicted model, not a curated record
AUGUCUCAAAAUCUACCACUAAAACAACACUGUGAACAAUUAAUUUCUCUCUUCAUUAAAGAGAGAUUACAUCAGGGAAGCUAUUUUUCCUCGGAGAAGGAAAUUGCCUAUCAUAAACCAAACUUUGUACCUAUACAGGUGAACUUAAAGUUUAUUAAUUGGUACAUUCAUCAAUAUUUGUUAGGAAAGGAUACUAAUAAAGAUAAGGAUGUUAUCAUCAAGAUUAGGGAUCAAUUGUUGCAGGGAUUGAAAGAAAUGAACAUGCCAAUUAUUAAUGACACCAACCAAGAAUAUAAUGUUAAAAGAUUUGUUGUACUAUCUGAUAUUCAUUCAAAAGGAGAAGCUCUCUUCCCCAAAAUACCCAAUGGAGAUGUAAUUUUAUGUUGUGGAGACUUUUCAAAUAGGGGGAGUUUGGAUGAAAUUUCUCAAUUCAAUGAUUUUCUAGGAAGACUAAAAAUAAGUGGAAAUUGUAAAACAAUAAUCUGUAUUUCAGGUAAUCAUGAUUAUGGAAUGGAUGCAAAAUAUAAUAAGAAUUUGGACCCUGAGAAAAUUUUCAAUACUAGACAAAAUCCAUUACUGCCAAACUGUGAUUAUUAUUUACAGAAUAAUUCAAUAAUUUUAGAUUCGAGUAUUAAGAUUUAUGGAUCACCAAUUACCUCUCAGGGAAUGGCCUUUCACUCAUCAAAUUCUUAUUCUUAUUGGAAGGAGAUUGACAGUGAUUCUGAUAUUGUCCUGAGUCAUACUCCACCUUUCAACAUUCUGGAUUUAGCUUGGGUAAAGAAUAAUGAAAAUCCAAAACAAGUUUGUAAAGUUUGUGGAAAUAUUCAUGACUAUUAUGAGCAUUGGGGAGAUUAUUGGUUGAAAAAUCAAUUAAUUCAUAGAGUUAAGCCAAAUAUUUCUGUAUUUGGCCAUGUGCACGACGACCAGAAUUUUGUUAGAAAGAGCAUUAAGGAAUUGAAGGCUGAAGAAGAAUAUCAGCAAAAAUUGUUCAAUAUUGAACAGCCAUUCGAUUCAAAGACAAGUACCUCUGAUGAUCAUAUAAUUACAUUUUUGAAUGGAGCUUUGGAUUUAACACAUAAGGUUUACUUUUUCGAUUAUUUCUACAUUCCAAAUUCCAGAUCAUUAUAUCAGAAAUAA